This is a messenger RNA of Athalia rosae (coleseed sawfly), 3480 nucleotides long. Its product is annotated as transcription factor E4F1-like. The transcript is spliced from 8 exons. Gene Ontology annotation, biological process: regulation of DNA-templated transcription. The coding region runs from base 187 to 2136 and encodes 649 amino acids. Lineage: Eukaryota; Metazoa; Arthropoda; Insecta; Hymenoptera; Athaliidae. Gene Ontology annotation, molecular function: DNA-binding transcription factor activity, RNA polymerase II-specific; RNA polymerase II cis-regulatory region sequence-specific DNA binding. The record is from RefSeq and is a predicted model, not a curated record.
GUCGAGAAUCGCCUGCGUAUUAUUAACUUCCGGUCUAAUGGCGUCAAGAAGCAAGCACUGUUGUCACAUUUUAGUCUACAGUGUUUCAACAUUUUUCUUUGUUUAUAUCAAUCGGGUUAAUACGGAAAUAAACUUCCAAUCCACUAGCGAUUAGAAGAUAUCUCGGGAAAGUGUUUAUCCACUAUCAUGGAAGUCCCAGGUGAUGAAGGAGCGCAAGCUGUCUUGCUCGGAGGAAUGGAAGGCACACAAUAUAUAACAAUACAAAGAGCAGACGCUGAAUCUCUUGGCAAAGGAGUCCCCUUGCUAACUUUAAACGGAGAAUUAAUUCCGGAAGGAAUGGUCGUUGAUAUGAUUAAUGCUGGCGUUGGUUCAGAAUAUGGCAAUGCAACCCAGUAUUACGAGACUGAAGAUGAUCUUUUACCUCAUGAAUUAACAGAGGAGGAUCGUACGUUAGCUGCAGCAUUGGUUGCAGUCCAGCUGCAGCAGCAACAAAAACAACAACAAUUGCAUAACCAGCAACAUGAAGAUCCUACUCUACCAGACGUUGGACAUUUGGACUCUCUUUCUCCUGUGAAUGCAUACAUCCAAACUAUACCAGAUCCAGAUCCACCUCCAAUGUAUUCAACGCUACACUCGUUAAAGAGAAUCCCUCAAAAUGUAAAGCAGGAGUUUAUCAAUGUCAAAAGCGAGUAUGAGAUUGAUAUAUCCGCGGAAAGUAGCGAAGAUGCAGCCCCUACUUCUGGGCCAAAGACAUCUUUGCCUCAUAAGAAGAGAAUUCCUAGAAAGUUGAAGCAGCAAUCUAAAAGAGUAACUGUCAGACGAAAUAAUGGGAAAUUGAGUCAGGACAUUGCUUCUGAGCAACCACCUGCUGAAGUUCAAAUUCCUGCCUUCAGAUGUGAAUUGUGUGGAUGUUCAUUUGGUGGACAGCUGAAGUUCUUUGAACACCUAAAGGCACACUAUGAACCAGUAAAACUAGAGUCUAGAAUUGCACAGGCUACAAAUACGAGUAUUACCUGUAUAUCUGUGCCAGAAACCGUCCAAAGUCUUGAAAAUACUGUAAUCGAAGAGUUUAGUGAACCUGAAGAUCUCAUGGAGGGUAUAAGGGGCGUUGUUGAGGAAACGGGAGCCCACAUUGAUGAAGAAGCUGAAGGCUCAAUAAACGAUGUCAAUGGGGGAUCAACCUUGUGGUCAAUUUCUGAUGUACCGGAUCAUGGAGCACAAGAACAAGUGGAAACAACUACAAUUAACGAGAAUGAUUUAUUGGAGAAAGAAGAAAAUGAAGUACCAGGCAACACCAAGAAAAAGAAGUCUCAGAAAAAUAGAAGAUCAAUUGAUGAGCUUGUAUGUCCUCAAUGUGGUCGAUCCUUCAAUCACAAGAAUAGUUUGGUAUAUCACAUGCGAUCUCACAGUGGCGAGCGACCUCAUCAAUGUGACGUUUGUGGAAAAAGUUUCUUUGCAGCCAGCGCAUUAAAGGUCCACAAACGGCUGCACAGUGGUGAUAAACCUUACAAAUGUGAUGAUUGCGGUCGUCAUUUUCGUCAGUGGGGCGACUUAAAAUAUCACUCGACAAGCAUUCAUUCUGAACAGAAACAGUUCCAGUGUGAAUAUUGUGGGAAAGAUUUCGCGCGAAAGUAUUCCCUAAUAGUCCACAGACGAAUUCACACUGGUGAAAAAAACUAUCGAUGUGAAUACUGUAAUAAAACUUUCAGAGCUAGCAGUUAUUUACAAAAUCAUAGACGAAUUCAUACUGGAGAAAAACCCCACCCAUGUACAGUUUGUGGAAAACCAUUCAGAGUAAGAAGUGACAUGAAAAGGCAUCUUAACACACAUUCUCGAGGUAGAUAUGAUAGGCCAGUAACUCGCCCGAACAUAACCAAAGGUUCAAUGGAAGAUGGAAAUAAAGGUUCCCAAGUCGGAACAAUUCAGAAUAGUUUAGUCGAGGAUUUAAAGCUGGAGGUCGAAGGUAAUGGAGUUGAAAUGGUUUCCUCAGAAGAUAAUCCUGAGAGUAUUUUGCCGCAUGAAGGUGAACAAAAUCUAGAUUAUCCUGUUACACGUACAACUGGUGGGGGCACGGACAGAGAUCCUUUAGAAGCAGAUGUAAGAACAUCUGAUACCCUCCAGUAUUACUUCAUCUAAUUUUGGCCAACCCAUGAUGUAUCAGAUCGAUGAGAUGAUGUGCCAAUCUAAUAGCUCUUAAAUGAAAGAAGUCUCAUCUUUUAAUUUCAUACACCAAGUAAGUUUUAGAAGAGAGCCAAUUUCAUAAUGCAGAAACGUUGUUUCCUCUCAACGGUCAUCACCUUGAAUUACUGGUACUUUUCAAAUACAAUCACAGUAAUCUUAAUUAGCUAUGUCCAUAUAAGUGUAAAGAAGUAAGUAUCUGACAGUGUAUGGGGAAAAAAUCUUGUGAAUUUUUAAAACAAUCUGUUGGUUUUUUUUUUAAUGUAUAGAAGAUAUGAUUUAUUAUUAUGAUAAUACAGAUCAAAGGAAUUGGUUAUGCAAUAUUUUGUUAUUGACAUGAUAAUUCAACUGGUAAAACUGAAUUUUUUUAUUCAUGAUUGUAAAUAGUCAAAUAAUUCUUAUUUUUGAAGAUGAUCAAUGCUAUUGCUUAUUCUCGCAGAUACAUCGUCAGAAAAAAAUCUAGGCUGCUACAGUGAGCUGUCAUACUCAUGAGACAUAUGAGACUUUCUCUGGUUCAAUCAGUUUUAGCUACUAUAAAUACCGCUCCAGAUAACUUGAAAAAAGCAGAGUCUGUUUUGCUAUAGAUCCAAUUACUAUAGUUUACGCGUACGUUAAAGGUCCAGGUGUUUUUACUACUUUUAAAUGAUGCCACUUACAAGGGAACUUUUAGGUACAUAGGUCAGGGUUUUCAUUUUUGCUCAUUGGGCGUAAAUUUAACUUGUCCAAUAUGGAUUCUGAAGCCGUUAAGCGAAUUAUCCUGGCAUAUUCCAGAAAAUCAGAAUUUCGAGUGCUUCAUAUCUACCAAAUGUUUGUGUAGAUACAAGGCAGCGAGUGGCUUAAGGGGGAGCGUUUAAAGUCUUCGAAUAUUGGACUGGACAGGCACUGGCACUGGACUUGAGCAUUACCCUUUAAGCCGAGUGCUAGCUUUGUGCGCGUUAACGAUAAGUGGGUGUAGGGGACCUCGAAUUUCUCGAUGUUGAUUGUCUGGAAAAACGGCUUUGCAAACUUACAUUUUUAAAAGUGACUUCACGUAUUAUGAGUAUGAAACAAAUUCAUGAUCCGUCUGCCUGAAGAUCGUUAGUCAAUGUUAUCAUAGAUUGAACUUUGUCUUUUUCAACAGCCCUGAGUUUGUACCAAUUGAACAAAAUCUAGGAUAUAACAAAGACCUAUGCUAAUACCUAUUUAAACGUCGUAAUUUAAGUUACAGUAGUGAAUAAACAUGAAAUGGUUUAUCAUGUUUCCAAACAAUUAAUUGUUUAUAUCAAAGUCAAUGUUGGAAAAUAUAUUUUUUACAUGCAAAGA